Alternaria conjuncta is the source of this 402-nucleotide messenger RNA. RefSeq lists its product as uncharacterized. Bases 1 to 402 code for a protein of 133 amino acids. Lineage: Eukaryota; Fungi; Ascomycota; Dothideomycetes; Pleosporales; Pleosporaceae. The transcript is spliced from 3 exons. The record is from RefSeq and is a predicted model, not a curated record.
AUGCGCUUCUCCAUUAUCGCCGCUGCCGCUGCAUUGAGCUCUACAGCUCUGGCCCAAGGUCUUCUUGACCAGAUCCCGCAAUGUGCUUCGGAUAUCGCUGCGACCACUCAGUUCGGUGUCGAGAUUUGCAAACUCCAGAACAUCGACGUCAACACCCAACCCUCAUGCCCGUCUGGCAGCGCGACAGCAUCCGGCAGCGCGACACCGUCUGGCAGCGCGACCCCUUCUGCGGGCAACUCCUCUGUCACACAAGUGUCUGGCACCGCCUCCAUGACCCCUUCAGGAAGCGCCUCCGCCACUUCAGCAUCAGCGGCUGGCAACACUGGAGCAGCGCCAAUCCAGACCGCAGGCGCGGGAGUCGGUCUUGGACUUGCCAUGGUCGGACUGCUCGCUGCUUUGUAG